CGUACUAUAUUAUCUGGACGAAUGGGUAAUCCAAGUAAGCCAGAAGUUAAAUGGUUUAAUAAAUUCUUAAAAGAUUAUGAUUUAAUUCCUAAAUAUUUAUAUAAAUUAAAAGCAGUUUAUAGUAUAGUAGUACAUGAGGCUAAGAAUAUGGCCUACACUUAUACAAUUACUAGAGAAUGUUUACGUCAUUUAUCUGAUAAUCAUACUUCUUCUAUACAAAAUUAUAUGUAG
Molecule: messenger RNA, 231 nt
Organism: Scutellospora calospora
Lineage: Eukaryota; Fungi; Glomeromycota; Glomeromycetes; Diversisporales; Gigasporaceae
Source: the annotation of a GenBank genome assembly